CUGAUGACGUAUGAUGCUAGUCGAAGGCUAACCGUGUCGAACCAGCGACCAUUACAGCGUUCGGGACCGUUCUCACUUUUAUUUCAACAUUUCAAAGCUUUAAUCAUGAUGCAAUUUAUUCUUGGCUUCACUCUGGGAAACGUGGUUGGCAUGUAUCUAGCACAGAAUUAUGAGGUACCCAACAUUUCAAAGAAAAUCGAGGCCUUUAAAAAAGACGUUGAAGCCAAAAAGAAACCCCCAGAGUGACAAAGUCUCAUUAUGAUUUAUGAAGAUGGAUGGGACAUUUUGAAAAACGGACAUAUACUCCACGUUACUUAUUAAACAGUAUGAACAAAAGAGCCCCCAAAAUACUGGCUAUUUUCCAAGUGUCAGCAGUGCCUCAAAAUCCCCAUUGUGUUCAAAGUUGAAAGUGUUCUGCAGCUUUUAGUAUUGUUUCCCUCUUUUCUUUCUUUCUUUCUUUCUUUUGUUUUAAAGCAGGGUACAUUUGUUUGACACCUGAUAAAGAUAUGUUUGCUGCGUUAUUAUUUAUCAUCAAUAUAUAAAAAACAGUCGAUUUUUUUUUUUUCUAAAUUAAAACAGCA
Messenger RNA from Xyrauchen texanus (razorback sucker), 581 nucleotides. Its product is annotated as short transmembrane mitochondrial protein 1. Lineage: Eukaryota; Metazoa; Chordata; Actinopteri; Cypriniformes; Catostomidae. The transcript is spliced from 3 exons. The record is from RefSeq and is a predicted model, not a curated record. Bases 4 to 246 code for a protein of 80 amino acids.